Molecule: messenger RNA, 1611 nt
Organism: Mesoplodon densirostris (Blainville's beaked whale)
Lineage: Eukaryota; Metazoa; Chordata; Mammalia; Artiodactyla; Ziphiidae
Gene: EGFL6
Product: EGF like domain multiple 6
Cellular component (GO): membrane
Molecular function (GO): calcium ion binding
Source: RefSeq, a predicted model, not a curated record
AUGCUAAUUACUGGGGAAGGCUGGCAAGAGGUGGUAGCAGAGGCUGGCACCCCAGAAUUCAGGUUUUCAAAAUCUGAUCUAGGGCUUCUAACAGGUUUAUGGAAAUUGACCAGUCCAAAGGAUCACGUGUUGUCGGCAUCGUCACUCCAGCCUGGGGUCUGUCAUUAUGGAACCAAACUGGUUUGCUGCUAUGGCUGGAGAAGGGGCAGCAUGGGAGUUUGUGAAGCAAGUUGUGAACCUGGAUGCAAGUUUGGUGAGUGUGUGGGACCGAACAAAUGUAGAUGCGUUCCAGGAUACACCAGGAAAACUUGUAGUCAAGAUGUGAAUGAGUGUGGAUUAAAACCCCGGCCGCGCCAACAUAGAUGUGUGAAUACACACGGUAGCUACAAGUGCUUUUGCCUCAGUGGCCAUAUGCUCAUGCCGGAUGCCACGUGUUCCAACUCUAGGACAUGUGCCAUGACAAACUGCCAGUAUGGCUGUAGAGAUACAAAAGAGGGGCAGCACUGUCUGUGUCCAUCCUCGGGAUUCUGCCUGGCCACAAAUGGAAGAUCCAUCCUAGAUACUGAUGAAUGUGCCUCGGAUAAAGCCAUCUGCCCCCACGAUUGAAGAUGUGUGAACACAUUUGGAAGCUACUAUUGGAAAUGUCAUGUUGGUUUUGAACUAAAAUAUCUCAGUGGCCGACAUGACUGUGUAGUUAUCACUGAAAAUUCUGUGAAGGAAUUCCUCAGAGAACCUGGUACUAUCAAAGAAAGAAUCAAGAAGUUGCUUGCUCACAAAAAUAACAUGAAAAAGAAGGUAAAAAUGAAAAACACCACAGAACCUGGGCGGACUCCUGCCCUUAAGGUUGACUCGCAGCCCUUCAACUCUGAAGAGAGCGUUUUCAGAGAUGGGAACCCUCAUGGAGAAAAAAAGAGGGAUGAUUAGAGAAAAAAAGAGGGGCUGGAAGAAGAGAAAAGAGAAGAGAAAGGAAUGGCAAGCCAUGUGCAGGAGGAGCAAAGCCUUCUGGGAGAUGUGUUUUCCCCUAAGGUGAACGAAGCGGGAGAAGUUGAUCUGGUUCUGGUCCAAAGAAGAGCUACAACAUCCCAACUGGAACACAGAGAUUUAAAUAUCUCAGGUGACUGCAGCUUUGACUACGGGGUCUGUGACUGGAAACAGGAUAUAGAAGAUGAUUUCGUCUGGAAUCCUGCUGACCGAGAUAAUACUGUUAGCUACUAUAUGGCAGUUCCAGUACUGGCAGGUCAGAAGAAGGACAUCGGCCGUUUGAAACUUGUCCUACCUAACCUGCAGCCCCAAAGCAACUUCUGUUUGCUCUUUCAUUACUGGCUGGCUGGAAACAAAGUAGGGAAACUUCGAGUGUUUGUGAAAAAUAGUAAUAAUGCCCUGGCAUGGGAGAAGACCAGGAGCAUGGAUGAAUGAUGGAAGAUGGGGAAAAUUCAGCUGUAUCAAGGGAUUGAUAUUCCCAAAAGCAUGAUUUGGGAAUCAGAACGUGGUAAGGGCAAAACUGGAGAAAUUGCGGUGGAUGGCAUCUUGCUGGUUUCAGGCUUAUGUCCAGAUGGCCUUUUAUCUGUUUCAGGCUUAUGUCCAGAUGGCCUUUUAUCUGUGGAUGAUUGA